AUGAUAUCUAAAGCUAUCUUCUUUACAACAGCACUCCUAUUAGUGAGUGCACAACACUACGAACAAGGAAAUUAUGGUCACGCAACAUCUUCACAAUCUAUAAUCCGUCACGACAUUGCACAUAAUCAACAUGGAUAUAAUGUUCAACCAGCAUACCAUCAACCCAUUGCUAUUCACUCUGCCCCGGUUAUUGCUCAUGCUCCUGUGACCCAAUACGUCGCUCCUGUACAUCAUGUUGUCCCGCUUACUCAUCACGUUUCACCAAUCACAUAUAACGUUGCGCCUGCUCAUCGCUAUGCAACUGUUGCACAUGUUGCACCCGUCACACAUAAUAUCUCUCCACUUUCUCAUUACGUAAGACCUCAACAUCACAUUUCACCCAUAGCUUAUCAUGCUAGUCCUCAAUAUGCCCAUGGUCACCAGGACUACUACGCUCACCCAAAAUACGAGUUUGAGUACAGCGUACAAGACACGCACACUGGUGACAUAAAGUCGCAGCACGAAGCUCGCGAUGGUGACCAUGUAAGCGGCUUCUACAGCCUGCAUGAACCUGAUGGUUCCGUACGCACAGUACACUACAACGCUGAUGGACACAAUGGAUUCAAUGCUCAAGUUGAACAUACCGGCCACUCGACACACGUCCAGCCAGCUACACAUUACGCUCCUCAGUAUGCUCUUGCCCAUUUCCCCGUUUUCGCCGCUGUGCUGUUAGCAGCCAGUGCGCAGCAUUACCAACACCAACAAGGCCACGCAACAUCUUCUCAAUCCAUCAUCCGUCAUGAUAUCUCCCACAACCAACAAGGAUACAGUCAUGCACCAGUAGCCAUACACGCUGCCCCUAUUGUUCACCAAGCCCCUAUUGUCCACCAAGCCCCAAUUAUCCAGCACGUUGCCCCUAUUGCCCACGCCGCCCCAAUUCAGUACAACCAACUUGGACACGGCCAAGGUGGACAUGGACAUGUGGACUACUACGCUCACCCCAAAUACGAGUUCGAAUACAACGUACAAGACACACACACUGGUGACAUCAAGUCACAGCACGAAGCUCGCGACGGUGACCACGUAACUGGUUCCUACAGUCUGCACCAACCUGACGGUUCCGUACGCACCGUACAUUACAACGCUGAUGGGCACAAUGGAUUUAACGCGCAAGUGGAGAACUCAGCCCCAUCUACCCACGCCCAACCUGCACCAUCAGUGCACGCUGCCCCUAUCGCCUAUCAUCAGGCUCCAAUCGUUCACUCUGCUCCCAUCAUCCACUCUGCUCCGGUCGUACACUCUGCUCCUAUCGCUUACCAACGGACUCCAAUCAUACACUCAGCUCCCAUUGUCCACGCCGCCCCAUUGUAUCAAAAUCAACGCGCAUACUCUCAAGGACAUGAAGAAUAUGCUCACCCCAGAUACGAGUUUCAGUACAGUGUAGCUGACACCCACACCGGCGAUAUCAAGUCCCAGCACGAGGCUCGUGAUGGCGACCACGUGACCGGCUCCUACAGUUUACAUGAAUCCGACGGCACCGUCCGUACUGUACAUUACAGUGCUGAUGAUCACAAUGGCUUCAACGCCCAUGUUGAACGUUCUGGACACGCACAGCACGUCCAACCAGCACCUCAACAUCAACCCCACUAUGUUCUAGCUCAUCAUUAA
Molecule: messenger RNA, 1647 nt
Organism: Maniola jurtina (meadow brown)
Lineage: Eukaryota; Metazoa; Arthropoda; Insecta; Lepidoptera; Nymphalidae
Exons: 11
Coding region: 1-1647 (548 amino acids)
Cellular component (GO): extracellular matrix
Source: RefSeq, a predicted model, not a curated record